UCCAAGGUGAACGCGGAAGUGAAAAGCUCCGCGUGCGCGCCUAUGGAGUCGCUGCUGCAGCAUCUGGACCGCUUCUCCGAGGUCCUGCAGGUUUCCCGCACGAGUCACGUCAGCACCUGGGACGCGGGCACCGUGCGCAGAGCGCUGCAGUGGGCGCGCUACCUGCGCCAAGUCCACGAGCGCUUCGGCCGCCACGCCGCCAUUCGCCAGGCCCUGGAGCAGCGUCUGCAAAGCAGGUGGAAGCGGGAGGGUGACCCGGGGCCCGCCCCACGCUCGGGGUUACCGAACUUCCAGGCCUUGGGGCGCUGCGAGCUCCUUCUAGCGCUGAACCUGCUGGAGAACCGGUCCCUCGGGGAUGCCGCCCAUCGCUUCCUGCUCCAGCAGCUCUUCCCGGGCCCCGGCCCCCUGGCCGAGGCCGAGGACUCUCUGCAAGGCCAUUUGGCCCUCCUGGCCCGUCGCCGGGCCGCUGUCCACUUGCUGCUCCUGGACGGCUCCCGGCUAGGGAGUCCGGCCCUCCCGGACGACCCGCUGCUGAAGACACAGGCCCAGCUGCUGCUGGGACGCCUGCAGGACGUGGGCCAGGCUGGCCCCCAGGGACCCCGCGCGUUGCUCUGCAGCCUGUGGGAGCGCGUGUCCCGGGACAACUUCCUGAAGGUGCUGGCCACCGCGCUGCUGCUGCUGCAGCACCCCGACCCCCCGCAAGAGGAGUCGGAGGAGUCCGACACCCCCAGCUGCCCCGGGAACUGGGGGGCAGAGCUCCUCCCGUGGCUUCUGGGCGAGUCGGAUGCCCUGACCGCCUUUUGCCGCCAGCUGCCAGCCGGACUGUUGGCCUCGGUGGCAGGUGGCCACCCCGCCUUCUGCCGGGCCUACUUGGCUCUGCUGACCGAGUGGGGUGGACAGCUGCACUACAACCUCCGGGAAGGCGCGUGGCGGGGAGCCGAGGCCAGCGCGGGGUCCUGGGGGGAGCUGCGGGGCCGGUUUCACAGUCUCUGGCAGGAGUCGCCUUCUCUCCAGCGGGAAGUUCAGGCCACCUUGGAAGCUUGCAAGGCCCAGGAGGGAGACUUUGAAGUUCCUGGGCUCAGCGUCUGGACUGACCUGUUGGCAGCCCUCCGGAGGGGCUCCUCACACACGGGCGUUUAAGAAAAAGACAAGUGUUGGGUCUCGGGUCACCACCCCCUUUGCUAUGAGCCAUCUGUGACCGUGUUUACAAUUAUAAAAUAACAGUGUUCUCACCAAACCCUUCCAUGUAUCCAAAAUACAAUUUUUUUUUCAUGCUAUAAGUGAGUGGAUUAUUGUAUAGUUAGAAAUGUAAAGUGACUAGCUUGCAGAGGAGGUAACAGUAGGUCAUCUACUGAAAAUGCUGAAAUUAGCGAUAGGAUUUUUUUUAAAGAAGUUAAAAUACUGCCCAAGUUCAAAGUUCAAAGACUGCCCAAGAGCCACUUUUCCAUGGCAAAGCUUUCAAGUAACAAGACACCCCCUCUUCUCUCAUAGUUUAGUUUUGUUGCUUCUUCCUUCCCCGUAUCCCAAGUAGUGAAGUUUCAAGGAGCACCAAGUUUUGCCAGAAACGCCGGCUGAAAGGCCAACUGGCAUGUUUAGAAUUUAAACCCUGGCCUUGCUAACCUGGUGUUCUAAGCAGUUAACCAGGCCUAGCAUAAAUUCUGUUAUUCAGAAAGUUUGUUUCUCAUUUCUGCAAAUGCUCCAGGUCCAAAAAACAUUUUUUUAGCAUUAAAUUCAGCACAAGAAAAUAAUUGUUUACAUAAAGCAUAGUAAAAAAUGUAUUUGGAUAUUAAUUUAGCUGUUGAUCAUAAAUUAAUCAAAGUAUACUUAUGAAAUCGAAGAUAUUUUAUUUCUUUCUUUGAGGUAGGAAUGGGCUCACACCUGCAGUGGUGAGGGCUUACUCCUGACUCUAUUCUAAAGUAUGGAACCUGGGUCCACAUGCAAGGCAAACUCUUACCUGCUGUACUGUCCAGGCCCAAUAGAAGUCAUUUGACUGCUGCGUCUGCCAUUAUUUAAGUUAAUAAAUCACAACUUUUUGGUUUGUGUUCUUUA
Sorex araneus (European shrew) is the source of this 2049-nucleotide messenger RNA. RefSeq names its product FA complementation group F (gene FANCF). The transcript has a single exon. NCBI's taxonomy places the organism in Eukaryota, Metazoa, Chordata, Mammalia, Eulipotyphla, Soricidae. Gene Ontology annotation, cellular component: Fanconi anaemia nuclear complex. The coding region runs from base 43 to 1140 and encodes 365 amino acids. The record is from RefSeq and is a predicted model, not a curated record. Gene Ontology annotation, biological process: interstrand cross-link repair.